This is a messenger RNA of Canariomyces notabilis, 1629 nucleotides long. RefSeq names its product cytochrome P450. Gene Ontology annotation, molecular function: heme binding; monooxygenase activity; oxidoreductase activity, acting on paired donors, with incorporation or reduction of molecular oxygen. The transcript has 3 exons. The record is from RefSeq and is a predicted model, not a curated record. NCBI's taxonomy places the organism in Eukaryota, Fungi, Ascomycota, Sordariomycetes, Sordariales, Chaetomiaceae. Bases 1 to 1629 code for a protein of 542 amino acids.
AUGUUUUGGUUGCGGUCCCGCCGGGUUGUUACCAUUGCUUUGGCCCACGCUAUUGAGAGGGAAGCCGCUCGUCGAGGAUGCGCUCCUCUUCCCGUCUUGCGCAGAAAAGGCUUCCUCGGGUUCGGCUGGUUCGUCGAGAGCAUUAGGGCAACAAAGGACGACUGGGGCCCUCAGUAUGUCGCCCAGACCACGGAUGCCGAGAUGGGCAAGGACGUGCACACCUUUUAUGUGCCCAUCUUCGACUUCGAGGUCAUGAUGACCCGCGACCCGGCCAACGUGCAAGCAGUACUCGCUACCGAGUCGCAGGACUGGGACAUUGGCGAGUACCGAACGGCCAGCUGGGCGCCCAUGUUCGGCGACGGCGUCUUCACGGCGCGCGGCGAACACUGGAAGCAUUCGCGCGCCCUCGUCCGCCCGCAGUUCAGCAUGGACCAGAUCAACGACCUCGACCUGAUUGAGCGCCAUGUUCAGGAGCUGUUUGCGGCGAUCGACAGACGCUACAGUCCAUGCGCCGGUGCCGGUCUCGACGCUGGCUGGACGCCCAAAUUCGACCUGCUGCCCCUGUUCUACAACCUCACCCUCGACAUCACGACCGAACUGAUCUACGGCUACUCGGUGCACUCGCAGAACCCGUCCCAGCGGCUCGAGCUCCCCGUGAUUCCGGGCUACGACGCGCCGGACCGCGAGAACAUCGGCAUGCACAUGGACGGCGGGAAGCUGUGGAUCGAGACGCGCGGCGCGUUUGGGCGGUUCCGCUGGCUGCUUCCGACGCGAAAGUUCUACGCCCACUGCGCCGCCAUCCACAAGUAUGCCGAUUGGUUUGUGCAGCUCCGCCUCAGCCGCGGGGACAAGUACCUGGAUGGUCUCCAGUCCGAGGCCGGGCAACCCUCCAAGGACCGCUUUGUCCUUCUGCACGAACUCGCCAAGGCUACCAAGGACCCUGUCGAGCUGCGCAGCCAGACGCUCAACAUCCUGACGGCGGGCCGCGACACGACGGCCUCGCUGCUGGGGUGGGUCUUUUACUUCUUGGCGCGGCAUCCGGGCGUGCUGGCUAAGCUGCGGAAUGAAGUCGUGCAGCAGUUUGGUCCCUUCAGGCAGUCCGGGCCGACGGGGAUUGAGUUCAGAGUUCUCCGGGAUUCGGUGCCGUAUCUCUAUGCCGUCAUCAAUGAGGCGCUCCGCAUGGCCCCUGUGGUGCCCCUGAACGAACGCGUUGCUCUUCGCGACACGGUUCUGCCUCGCGGUGGGGGUCCGAACCGCGACAAGCCUGUGUUCGUUCCCAAGGGGACCCAGGUCCUGAUCCCGACCUUUGCCAUGUUAAGGCGAGAGGAUCUGUGGGGACCGGAUGUAGAGCAGUUUAGACCGGAGAGGUGGGUUGAAGAUGGCGGGCGGAAGUUUGGGUUUGAGUUCAUCCCAUUUGGCGGAGGAGCCCGCCAGUGUCUAGGACAGCAUUUUGCACGCAUCAAGGCAGCGUAUGUCAUUGUUCGGCUGUUGCAGCGGUACGACCGGGUUGAGAACCUGGAGUGGCCGAAGGACGCGCCCAUGAAGUUCCACCACACGAUUGAGAACAGGAGCGCGACGGGGGUUCAGAUCAGGCUGCACGAGGCUUCGUUUCCGGACGGGUCGGUUUAG